CCAGAUCGCGAUCGCGCAUUUUUCGCAGACCCGGCAAAGGCUUCAUUGCUGGGCCUAGCGACGGCCGUCGAAGAAGUCACUCCAAUUAUCGGGACGGAACUCAAGGGCGUCCAGCUAAGCAAACUCACCGACCAGCAAAAAGACGAGCUUGCGUUGCUUGUAGCCGAGCGAGGCGUCGUCUUCUUCCGUGACCAGGAUAUCACUCUCGAGCAGCAACACGCACUGGCAUCAUACUAUGGCAUUAAUAUCCAGUCGAUUAACCCAUCAACCAGUUCAGUAUCUCACCCUCUUCUCUGCAGAAACAUCCGAGCUCACGGCAACUACACUGCAGAAUGGCAUGGAGAUCACACUUUCGAGGUGAACCCGCCUUCUUAUACACUCCUGCGCCUAGUCAAGACUCCUCCAAGCGGUGGAGACACCAUCUUCACCAGUCAAACCGGCUUGUUUGACAAACUGAGUCCCGCUUUCCAGAGGGCCAUCGAAGGCCUCCACGCCAUCCACUCUUCAGAUAGGGCCUAUCUGGCUUCGAUCAACGGGGGAGGAACACCGCACAGAGCCCCCAUCGCCACGGCCCAUCCUCUAGUUCGAACUCAUCCAGUAACUCGCCUCAAGUCUCUCUUUUACAACCCAUCAUUCAUAGAGCGCAUCCAGGAGCUCAACGCCCAGGAGUCUCACCACAUUCUCGCUUUUCUCCGCGAGCACCUCUCCAACGCCGAUGAUUUGACGGCUCGGUGGAAAUGGACUCCUGGCGCGGUCGCAUUCUGGGACAACAGAAUUAUUGCUCACAGGGCCGUG
Molecule: messenger RNA, 795 nt
Organism: Trichoderma virens Gv29-8
Lineage: Eukaryota; Fungi; Ascomycota; Sordariomycetes; Hypocreales; Hypocreaceae
Exons: 4
Cellular component (GO): cytoplasm
Molecular function (GO): 2-oxoglutarate-dependent dioxygenase activity
Source: RefSeq, a predicted model, not a curated record